Hippocampus comes (tiger tail seahorse) is the source of this 7386-nucleotide messenger RNA. RefSeq names its product transcription factor 4 (gene tcf4). The record is from RefSeq and is a predicted model, not a curated record. The transcript is spliced from 20 exons. Gene Ontology annotation, cellular component: transcription regulator complex; chromatin. Gene Ontology annotation, molecular function: protein dimerization activity; RNA polymerase II cis-regulatory region sequence-specific DNA binding; DNA-binding transcription factor activity, RNA polymerase II-specific. Gene Ontology annotation, biological process: regulation of transcription by RNA polymerase II. Bases 526 to 2586 code for a protein of 686 amino acids. Lineage: Eukaryota; Metazoa; Chordata; Actinopteri; Syngnathiformes; Syngnathidae.
UUUUUUUUAACUCUUCUUUUAUCGAUUUAUUAUUUAUUUGUAUGAUUGUUUGAGGCUGACAGUCAAACCGGGGCGGACGAACUGCGUCUUGACGCGGAGAGCUCGGACUUCUUUGGCUGGGGGGGCGAGAGAAAACACACCACGCACCAAAACACUGUCCUUUCUGUCACUUCUCUUCUUUUUUUUGGGGGGGGGGGGUGGAGGGGGGUCCAGCGACUUUAAACCAGGAACCCGCUUGUGAGCUUUCUUCCCCCGCUGAGGAUGAGAGGAAAUUAGACGUGUUGAUCGAGGCUUUGAGCUUGUUUUACUGGGAUUUAUUUUGGCUGUGGCGAGCAAAGACCCGGAGCGGAGCGGAGCUGCGCGUAAAGAAAAAAAAAAAAAAAAGCGAAAGAGGUCUUUCCUCCGCUCUCCUCAUCUACGUCGCCACCCGGCUACAGUUCUGUCUGUGUGUCUGCGUCUACCCUCCUCUGUCCAUCUAUUUUCUCCAUUUGUUUCCAUGUUGUAGGUCCGUGCGAUUUUGCUAAAAUGCAUCAUCAACAGCGGAUGGCAGCUUUGGGCACGGACAAGGAACUGAGCGACUUGCUGGAUUUUAGCGCGAUGCGAAACAGCGAUUUGAAAAUGUUCCCAUCAUCCAUGAUGUUUUCCCCUCCUGUUAGCAGUGGAAAGAAUGGACCGACCUCCCUGGGGAGUGGACAUUUCUCCGGCUCAAAUAUGGAGGAGAGAACGAGUGCGGGGUCAUGGGCGAGUGGAAGUCGCUCUUCGAAGAGCUAUGCAGAAGGAUCUCAGUACGUCACGUCGCAUGACAGCCUCUCACCUCCUUACGCUAACUCCAGGCUAACAGGUAAAACAGAGAGGAGUUCAUAUUCAUAUGGCAGAGAAUCAAACCCGCACUGCCACCAGUCAUUAUUGGGCGGUGAGAUGGCAUUGGGGAGUCCCGGCGCCACUUCGCCCACCAAGCCGCCCGGUCAGUACUACCAGCAUUACGGCAGCAACCCCCGCAGGAGACUACUGCAUAUGGACUCCAUGGAAAUCCACCCCAAAAAAGUCCGCAAGGUCCCGCCGGGCUUGCCAUCCUCAGUAUACGCUCCAUCUGCCAGCACAGCCGACUACAACAGGGAUUCACCGGGCUAUCCCAACUCCAAACCAACGAGUUCUGGCUUCCCAAGUUCAUUUUUUAUGCCAGAUGGUCACCACAGCGGCGAACCCUGGAGCAGUAGUAGCAGCAAUCUCAGCCAACAGGGUUACCACGGCAGCAUGUUGGGAGGCGGGAACGCCGCCCAUGGCCCCUCCCAGAGCUCCUCCUACUGUGGCGUUCACCCUCACGACAGACUGAGCUACCCAGCGCAUUCAUCAGCAGACAUCAACUCCAGCCUUCCGCCCAUGUCCAGCUUCCACCGAGGAGCAGGCGGCGGGGGCGGGGCUAAUCACUACAGCACCGCCUCUUGCUCCACCGCUCCCACCAACGGCACAGACAGCAUUAUGGCUAACCGAGCACAGAGCGGCGCAGCCAGUAGCUCCCAGACAGGAGACGCCUUAGGGAAAGCACUAGCCUCGAUCUACUCGCCAGACCACACAAACAACAGCUAUUCCUCCAAUCCCUCAACUCCGGUGGGCUCCCCGCCCACCCUCACAGCCGCCAGUUCAGCUGUCUGGUCCAGGAACGGCGGGCAGGGAGCAUCGUCGCCAAACUAUGAGGCUCCACUGCACUCGCUGCAAAGUCGCAUCGAGGACCGUUUGGAGCGCCUGGACGACGCCAUUCACGUACUGCGAAGCCAUGCUGUCGGCCCAUCAACGGCCAUGAGCGGCGGGCACGGUGACAUGCACGGCCUGAUUGGGGCCGCGCACACGCAUAACGGCGCCAUGGGCUCUCUGGGAAGCGGCUACGGGACGGGACUGCUGUCCGGCAACAGACACUCACUCAUGGUGAGCUCUCACAGAGAAGACGGCAGUAUGGGUCCUUUACGUGGUGGCCACUCGAUGGCGGCGGGUCAGGUGCCUCAGCUGCCGGCUCAGUCGGCCACCUCGCCAGACCUCAGCCAACCCGAUCCUUACCGCGCUCUCUCUGGAGGCCUUCAGGGCCAGAGCACCUCUUCCAUCAGCUCAGAGAUCAAGUCCGAGGAUGAGGGCGAUGAGAACCUCCUGCAGGACUCCAAGCCUUUGGACCCCAAGAAGGAAGACAUGGACAGCAAGGAUCUCAAAGGAAUUGAUAGCAACAACGACGAUGAGGACCUGUCUCCGGAGCAGAAGAUGGAGCGGGAACGGGAAAGGAGAAUGGCCAACAAUGCUCGAGAGCGCUUGCGAGUACGCGACAUCAACGAGGCGUUCAAGGAGCUCGGCCGGAUGGUCCAGUUGCACUUAAAAAGCGAUAAGCCGCAGACCAAGUUACUAAUCCUUCACCAGGCCGUGGCGGUCAUCCUCAGUCUGGAGCAACAAGUCAGAGAGAGAAACUUGAACCCGAAGGCGGCCUGCCUGAAACGCCGCGAGGAGGAGAAAGUCACCGUGGCAUCGGACGGCACUCCCCUCUCACUCGCCGCCGCGCACCACGCCGCCAUGGGCGAUGGCGCAAACCCAUUGGGACAAAUGUAAAAUGCAGCAACAUCUUCUCCCCCAUUGAUGGUCCAAGGUGCCAGAGUUCAUCAAAAUGAUGAGUGACCACUUCCUCUGACAGUGUUUCGACGACACCCCAGCAAUCAAUCAAACCCACCGUCGCUUGGCCAAACCAAUCAAGAUUCUCCGGACCAAUCGGAUAGGCCUUAGGGGUUUCCUCCGUGUUCUAAUCUUCCUCUUCAACUUUGCCUCCCUCUUCUUUCAACAAAACAAACCGCGCCGUCACGAACUCCUGCUUUGUGGAGACGCCCGUUGGCCCAUGCAACAGUCGGCUCUUUGUGGGAGAUGUUGUCAUGAAGUUACUGCAAAGGGAAAGAAAACCUACGACCAAUCAUUUAUGAAAUCCUUCUACUUUUACAACAAGCACCAUUCCCGGUUUUAAGAACAUUGGGCUCGAUAUCAGAUCUGUGUAGUGCUGUAUAUGUACAAAUAUAGAGAAAAAAAAAACACACAAAAAACGGACUCAUGCAGUGGGGAGCAUCGGGGAGGCAAACAAAACAUAUCAAAUAUUUGAAGAGAUUUUUUUUUUUUUUUUGGUUUGUUUCGAGCAACAAUGUGCAGCCUCACCAUGUCUCUGACUGAACGGCAAACUAAUGCCACACUGUGGAUGAAGCUGUGCCUGACGUCCUCUUGGAUGCAAAACAGUGAAACGGUCAGAUGGAUACACAAGGAGAAACGACAUAAAACAAACGCUCGUCAAGUUUCCUGCAGAUGACAGGUCACGGAUUCAGUAUGGAUACAAAAAAAAAGGCAUUUUUUGCGAUGGGAAAAAAAAAACAUGUUUUUUUUAACCUAAAUGAUACCUAGUCAAAGCAGAAAAAAAAAAAUCCCCUUCUCACACAGGUCAAAAAGUAUCAUCUCGAUGUUGACUCAUGUUUCAUGCGAAUAACCAUUUCACCGUUUCCUAACCAUCCAUCCUUUUUUCUCCAUCUUUAUUCGUACUUGUGGGUGAGCUGGAGCCCGCCUCCAGCUGACUUUGGGCGAGAGGCGGCAUAAACGCGACAUUGCUCGGCAGAUCGUAACCAGACUGCAAAAUUGGAAAGCCUGAUUAUUUUGGGGAGCUGAUGCAAAAAAAAUAUUUAAAAAAAUACUUACUAUUCCGAGGGCUAAAGUGCAGGACACGCAAAUAAACAAAUCUACCGAGGGGCUGGGGGUACUGCGAUCACUCCGAGUUGGGAAAUUGCACCAAGAAAGGACGAAUCAGACAGACAAAAUGUAGACAUAUUGAAUUAGGUCAAGAGGGCUUGUGAUCAUGCAAAAGCUGAUCAUCACAGCCUCAACAAAAACAUCCCGCCUCACCGUAUAUCUUUGCAUCAAAGAAGGCCACGGGAUAGGGGGGAAAAAAAAGAGAAUAGAACUGUGUAAUGGAAGUGUAUCUUAGGACGCCUUCUGCACAUUCCGCAAAUACGCCGCUCAAGGGAGUGCUGAGGAAGUCAACCCGGCAGUGAAAUGGACCGACUUCCAUCAGGUUUCAAUAGCCAAAGAGAAUAUUGGAUCACAUUGCAGCAAGGCAAGACCAAAAAAAAAAAAAUCGGUCAGUUUUAGGCUAACGCGUCGGUGACUAAAUUGCCAUACCCUUUGUGAAUUGGUUCAUCGAACCAAAGCCUCAUCCAAAGCUAAACCCUCUCACAUGUCCCCAAAUACCUCAAAUUAGCGGGGGUUGUCUUCAUGUUUGAACCAUGGGCAACAUGACGUCGCCUUUGGAUUUUCUCCUGAUGCUAUUUUGGUCUUUGCUAACAUGCAGGACAGCUCCACAUAGCGACGAGUGUCAACGCUGGUAAAGCAUUCCCAUCAAAAAAGAACCAUCUCAUCUCAUCCUCAAUUUUGUGCAGUCCGUGGUUGCUCUAUCUGGCCAAACAUCUGGUAUGAAAGUCCGAGUUUUUUUUUUUUUUUUCCUUUCACUUUCAGUUCAGACCAUCAAACUGUUUGACGUCCAGGGGGCCCCGCCGUACUUUUCCGCCAACCUUUUAUACGGACGGACUCCUGUGAUUUUCUUUCUUUCCGAAUCAUCUGCGUUGUUAUUUGAAGUCUCAGUAUGAGACAUUGUGCUGUAUUUUAACAGUAAAAGUCAUGAGUCGUGCCCGAUCGUAUCAGUUUGCAGUGAAUGUCGAACCUCUGAAAACAGACAAGGCCAACCAGAAUAUUGUUUCUUACACUUUUACCUCCACCAGUUUGACAUCUUUGAAAACCAAUAUGUUUGAUUCUCAAGCUCAGUGCUGUCCUUUGUGCUGAUCCAAGCCUUAUGAGCCCGAACAAUGUGGUCUAGAGCCCCCACCCGCCUCCCCCCCAUCCAAUCCCUUAGCCCCAGAGCGGUCCCAGAGAUGCAAUUUGAACAUUCACACUUCUACCAAUGUGCCUUUUUAGAGUUCAUAUCAUUGGAGUUGCCAGAGGAGGAGCUGGUCUUUCAUAGGAUGCAAGCUUAGGGAAACCUGUUGUUGGUCAUUAGGUUCUAUGCAGUCAGGUUUUUAUACCAGACCUGGGAAUUUAAAAAAAAAAUCAAAAAAAGUUGGAAAAAAACAAACAAGAAAACAAAAAAUAAAAAAAGUAUUUUUGGGAUUUAAAAACAAAAAGAAAAAUAAAGUGUAUUUGAUGUACUGUAUGCUUAUGUGUAACUAGAGCGUGUUCUGACAGACGCUUUUAGCAAAACGAGCCCUCGCCCCGGUUCUCCCAGCCCCUUGGAAGACAUCCAUAAUCCUGCACCAAGGCCCCGUUUUCAUGGUGAACGCGUCUCUUCUUGUAAUAUAGCUGAUCAGCUUUUUAUCAAUAUUUGAUGGGCUUUUCCUUGGGCCAAUGUAGUCUCCAGUACAACGUGUGUGGUUGUAUGUUGUAAAGCGCUUUUUUUUUCCUCCUUUUAUUUUUUUAAGGAAAAUAAUUUUCUUGUUCAUUUUUAUUUGUAUGUUCUGGUUUACAUGUCUAUUACAGAAAAUAGAAAUAAAAAAAUAAAAAUCAACACAAUUUACUAUCGUUAGUGUUGUUCUCUGACAAGCGUCCAUUUUGGCACAGUUAAAAUCCUACUCAAUCAACGGGAGGGCACAGAAACUGGAAAAUAAUCUAUUUGAAUAGAUCAAUUUAUAUAUAAAUGUACAAAAAAAUAUAUACAAUAUAUAAGGAGGGUGAAAUUUUUCAUUUGUUUUUAUUUUGGGUUCUUUUUUUUUCCUCUGUUGCAAAUAAGCAUUUUGCUGGGGGAGGAAUACAUUUUUUUUUUUCCAAAGACUGAACUGCCAGGCCCCCAGUGUUACAACUCAUCAGCGGAUUCUGUUAUUUCUUCUUAUGUUGCCAUGACAACCUCUGCCUCUGACUAAUAUGGCGCCGUGCACAGGACAAAAUGGCACCGGAGGUCCAACAGCGACACUCACCGCUAUCCAUCAUGGCGGUGACACACAGACUUUGUAAAUUGUAUGCAACAAAACAGCAAACCGAACCCAUAUUUUGAAAUUGUGUAUGUAAAAGUUAUAUUUUUACAUGUAGAUGUUGUUAUUUGUGUUCUUAGAACGCUGAUUUUUUUUUUUUUCCCUUUCCCGGGAUUAUUUUGAAAAUGUGUGUUUAAAAAAAGGAAAUGUCAUAUUGAAGUCAUUGUAAGAUCAGAAAUUCACCAACUUUUUUUUUUUAAAUCAUGUUGGAGAUGUUCGGGAUGUUAGGACAAUGAUGGCUGACAAGAUCAAAACGGUAUAUUUGUUCGAUUUCCCCAUGCCUCAGAAUAUGUCCACUGUAAUUGUUUUUUUUUUUGUUGUUUUUUUUUUUUUUUUUACCUUCCGGAUAAAAGUGUAAAUAGUUACCAAUCAAAUUCUGUGAGGUUUCAGUGGGGUGAGGACUUGCCUAUGAGAUGUGACAAUGAUGAUGAAGCUGUUUUUAAUAAAAUAGUAUUUGUCUGUUUACAGCAGCCAGUUGCCAACUCUCCGUUGUCCGUUGUACGCGGCGCUGUCAUCGUAGUUGCGGGCCAGCAGAAGUGGAAGUCACAUGAUUAUCUUCUGUAAGAGCCAGGCCAAGGCAUUUUUUUUCAGGGCGGGAGGGUCAAAAGUGCGUAUUUCAACAUUGUUAUAUAAAAUUGGAUUAUCCUCCAACAUAUUUGUCACAGCAGAACUUUGAUUGUGUGUUGAAUGACACCGACGUGAAUUUACUUGAAGUGUCGGGAAAUAAGUGACCUGAUGUACCCAAAGAAAGUCCGUCGAUUCAAACGACUCUUGUGGCAAUGGGCCUGCUCUGACGCCUGUGUAUUUAUUUCUUCGAGGUGUAAAUGGAAGUCCCGCGGAACACGAUUCGUAAUCAAGUUUUGUAAAAAAAAAUAAAUAAAUAAAAAAUUAUAAGAAGAAUUAAUAAUAACAAUCGUAACAUUGGACUUUUCUAAUAUAAAUGAAGAAGUUGUCAGCAAAUGAUCGUAUCAGCUGUUUCCCCAAAACAAUUUCAGAUGGCGUGCAAGGCAGUUUCAGUUUGAUUUUAAUGUUUGCCAUGACAAUUGACUUUUGUGUCAGAAGGCCGUGCUGCUUCGAAUCGGACCUAGCUUGAACGCUAGGAUUUGAUCUGUCAGUGUAAAAUAAAUGUGUUUUUUCAUAAUGUUAUUUUUGCGACAUUUCCUUUCCACAAUUUUCCAUUGGUUUUUAUGAUCAUGUCAUUUCGCAUUGUCAUCAUUUUGUCUUACCCUCUUCGCCAACGUGUUGAUUUCUUCUCCCUCCCUGUUGUACAUACGCAUCUCAUUUCUGUUUUUCUGUGACUGUGCCAAGAGCUUUGUAAUCUGUUACUCUGUACCAGUUUUCCUGCAAUAAUGAGUUGAAUUCCAAAAUC